UCUCCUGACCAGAGAGAUGAUGAGGGUGGUGAUGAAGAUGGCUGCUCUUUCCACCAUCUCUCUGCUCCUGCUCUGCUGCUUCAUCUCCUCUGCAGAUAUGUGUGACCACUAUGCUGCAGUAGGCAAGAACUUCACUGUGCCUCUGCCCCACAAACUGCAAAAUGCGGAGCGACUGAUAUGGAAGCACAACAAUGUGAAAAUCUUAGAUCGAAAGCCAAACAACGACUUUAUCACUGGAAAGAGGGAGAUGGUUGAUGAGAAGGGAUCACUGAAGCUUACAAAUCUGAAAAAAGCCGAUUCAGGGGAAUACACCCCUGAGGUUUACAAUGCAGCGGGAAAGUCACAAGGACUGAAACUGGCACGUUUAUGUGUACUGGAUUUGGUCCCGAAGCCAACAGUGAAGAUGACUUGUCCCAGUACUUCUGUCACAUUUACCUGCAAAGUUACAUCUCCGCAGACCAAAGAGCUCAACUUUGAAUGGCUUCAAAACAACAAGGUGAUAGAUAAGACAAAAGGUAAUACUCUAUCACGGGAAGCCAAAUCAGUGGAAAAAGAUACCUUCAGCUGCAACGUUUCCAACCGUGUGAGCUUUAUGAUCAGUGCACCUGUGACACAAAUCUGCUAUAAGCCACAGCCCAUUCUCCCUGAAAAGCUUUUGGGAAUUAAUACCUGGAUUUUUGUGGGCGUCGGAGGAGGUAUUGCUCUGGUGCUGAUUAUCGUCGUUAUUGUUUGCUGCAUCUGUACCAAACGGAAAAAACGUUUGCAAAUGAAGGAAGAGGCUGAGCUUCGUUUGAAGUGGAACAACGAGCAACAACAUCAACUUAAUCAACAUAAUCCUCCUCCUGACCAUCAACAUCGUCAUCAUCACCAUCACCAUCACCAGCAGCAGCCGGCCGGCCACACUGGUCCUCGCCAGCAUCGCUCCAAACAGCACCGUGACCAGCAGCGUCCCAGAGCCCCCGACCAGCCUGGAAGUUUCCCUCAGCCCAGCCCCCGACGACCUGCACAGGCCCCCAGGCCAGUUGAUAUGACUGAUGACGAGCAGCCGCCUCCUCUUCCUCAGCCCAGGAAGAAAGCUCCGAAAACACCAAGAGUGUGACAUCAUGUGAGUGUUGGAGUUUAGAAAAUGUAGUCCCUCCUCUUUUUCUAAAUUCACCUGCUCUCCUUAUUUUCUUUGACUUUUCUUACCUGAUUUAUUACUCUCCUCCUUUUUUCUCUAUUGAUACUUUAAUCCAAACUCGGCCAGAUUAAAGGCCUCUCACUAUUCAACUUCAUGAUUUCAUCCGAAUGAGGUGAAAAUCAGUUUGAUCAAACUAAUAGUUUUUAUGAAGUGGUUUAAAAUCUGUUAAAGCAAACUUAAAGUUUUUAAAGCUGAAGUCAAACUAUGAAUCUUCAUAAGCUUUCAGUUUACUGUAACGUGAUAAACAAACUUGGUUUGUAUUACAUUUUAUGUCAUUUGUUAUUUUAGUCAUCAUAACCUUAUACAGUGUUUUCACAGUCAUGAAAAAC
Plectropomus leopardus (leopard coralgrouper) is the source of this 1509-nucleotide messenger RNA. RefSeq lists its product as uncharacterized. The record is from RefSeq and is a predicted model, not a curated record. Lineage: Eukaryota; Metazoa; Chordata; Actinopteri; Perciformes; Serranidae. Gene Ontology annotation, cellular component: membrane.